Messenger RNA from Pseudo-nitzschia multistriata, 1884 nucleotides. The record is from the annotation of a GenBank genome assembly. NCBI's taxonomy places the organism in Eukaryota, Bacillariophyta, Bacillariophyceae, Bacillariales, Bacillariaceae.
AAACAAUUCACUUCGAACAACAAUACGGAAUCAUUUUUAUCAUAAUAUUAGUACCGUGCGGUACGAGAUUCUACACUUGCACUUCGCACUCCAAUUUUUGUUUGAAUCCUCCCGGAAGAUUUGAAUACUUUUUUCUCGUACUCUUCAUUUGAAUUGUUACCGAAUACCAUACCAUGACACCUCCCGAUACGAGCUCGAGUACAAGUCCCACUGCGACGGCAAUCUCAAUUUCCGCAAUCGAUUCGUUGGAUCAGAGCAGCAACGAUGAUUCCGUGCCACCCUUUUCCCUGAAGGCCGAUCGAUACGAUCAGUCAACCUAUUACGGACGCUUCCGAAAAAUGCUGGACGUUGUUGACCCAAGAACACUGUUGUGUUCGCAGCAAGAGCUCGACGAUGCGGUCCAACUCUUAAAGGACUUUGAAGACAGAACCGAGAGUGGUAAGCUCGAUAGUGGCAACAUUAGCACUUACCACAACGGAUUCGACAAUGAAAAAUUGUGGCAGGCCAAAAAAAUCAAGGAUGCCAUCAUUCAUCCAGACACGGGAGAAAUUAUUCCCCGUCCCUUUCGAAUGUCUGGAUAUGUUGUAAGUUYCAUACWUUUCUCCCACACUGUCUCAGGAAUUAGCGAGAUGUUACGGUACGAUCACUGUUGUGAUUAAUGGCUUUCAUCGCAUAUAUAUGAUGUACUAUUGACAGCAAAAAGUUGCAAGUACCGUACAACAGCAAUACUCACUCAUUAUGCACGCACACACAAACGCACAAAAACUCACUGCUGGUUCCGCACAAUCAACUUGCCCUUUGACGACCACACAUAUGCAGCCUUUCAAUGCGCCCGUGUGCGUCGGUGCCAUCAUGGCGACUUCGACACCCGCCAUAUUCUUCUUUCAUUGGAUGAACCAAACCCAGAACGCUCUGGUGAACUUUUUCAACCGCAACGCAACACAGCCACUAAACAYGUCGGCUGUUGCCCAGGGGUAUCUCGGAGCCGUCACGACUUCCAUCGGAUUGUCGAUGGGACUCAAGUCGGUGAUCGACCGCUCCACUCGUUUGACCGCGCUCCAAAAAGCCACGGUUCAGCGGUUUGUGGCGCUGCCUGCCAUUAUURCCGCCGGGGCCAUCAAUGUUUUUCUGAUGAGACAAAACGAGCUUACCACCGGGAUCGAGGUGUACUACGAACAGGAAAAGUUGGAUGCCACCCCGGGGGGAAACCGCAGCGGCGAUGCUGUAGAUGAAGACAGCGAAGUUCCCGUGGUGGUCGGAACCUCUCAACUCGCUGCCAAAAAGGCCUUGUCGGAGAUGAUGAUCUCGAGAAUGGUCUUGCCCCUGYCGGUGUUUUUAAUGACGCCCGUCGCCAUGUCCCUGGCGGACCCGAUCAUUCGAAAGAACCGACGCCUGCUGACUCUCCCAUUCAAUUCGAGCUUUAUCUUUUUGUUCUUCGGCUUUGGAUUGCCGGCGACCAUUGCACUCUUCCCUCAGAUCGGAACGGUCGAGGCAUCGAACCUGGAGGACAGGUUCCGACACCUCAAGGACGCGCAGGGAAAUCCGGUGACAGUCUUUCGGUACAACAAGGGACUGUAGCUCUUGUGUGGGCGCUGUGCUGGUAUGCAUCCGAUGUCGUUUCCAAGUCGAAUACCAACAGGACAAGUACUGUUUGUGACCGAUGAUACAAUUGGGACGAGCUGCUGGCGGACUAUCUAACUGUGCUGUUUGGCACACCGCGAUGCUGUAGUAGUUGUGACACACUGCAUCACACGAGUAACACGAGCUAGUAGCUGCUAGUAGUAGAAGAGGAAUCCAUUCCAUACGGUGAAAGCAAUAUUUCUAGUGGGAUACUGGAACAAAAUGGAUCCCRUCGACCGUACAGAAUAAAAAUGUUGUUAAUGC